AAUAAAAAUAAGAGUUCAUCAUCAGUGUGACUUUAAUCAUCUAGAAGAAAUAAGAGUCAUCAUGACUUACAUGGCCCAUAAUCAGAAAAGCAGCAAAAAGCAUUUUCAGGUGGAUCCUCUUCUAAUGCCCAAAGUUCCUCGAACCAAUUACAUGCACCUCCAGGAAGAGAAAAACAGGCUACAGCUUAAGAAAUUCCUCCUUCACAGGAUGUUUCUUGUGGGCCACAUAAAAGCCAACAUAGAGAAAAAGGAGAUUUCUGAAUACUAUGAGCAACUGUUUCAGUCUAUUCUGAAGCAUCACUUAGGAGAAGCAGUUACAGGAUUAUUGCUCAUAUACUCAAGUACCUUUCUGCACAUCCUUGAGACAUCCAAUGGCACGCUUUUCCGAAUUCUUUUAGAUUAUGUUGCCCGUGAAAAGGAAGAAAAAGAAUUUAUGAUCCAAAACGUGAAAAUUAUUGUGGCUUCUCACAACAUCCCCACACGGCUCUUUAUGCAGUGGCAUGUUUCUGCCAUCAAAGUCCCCGUCUUGUAUUUAGAAGAUGUGACACAGUCACAGUCUCUGGCAGAGGUCACCACGGAUUUUCUCACCAUGACUCACAAACUAGGACUCCACCUUUUUAAGACCGUCAAAGUUGGUGCGAAAGGGCCAGGUGACAACUUGCACCAAGUUGCCCCUGAACUCCUCCUUCCAGAACAAACUAUCCAGUACUUAUGUAAAUCUGAAGAAUUCAUGGAUCCAGCAACAUUCUUAAACAUGUAUAACAGACCCAUACAUGUUACCCUGGAUUCUGAGAUUGUGUGGCCAGCUCCUUCCCGUUUCUAGGAUGGGGAAGGAUAAUGUGUGCUUAUCUCCUCAAG
Messenger RNA from Phodopus roborovskii (desert hamster), 858 nucleotides. It is a transcript of the gene Tex47, whose product is annotated as testis expressed 47. Lineage: Eukaryota; Metazoa; Chordata; Mammalia; Rodentia; Cricetidae. The record is from RefSeq and is a predicted model, not a curated record. The transcript has a single exon. The coding region runs from base 62 to 823 and encodes 253 amino acids.